Molecule: messenger RNA, 3022 nt
Organism: Aspergillus alliaceus
Lineage: Eukaryota; Fungi; Ascomycota; Eurotiomycetes; Eurotiales; Aspergillaceae
Product: putative MYB DNA binding protein (Tbf1)
Exons: 3
Coding region: 94-2700 (868 amino acids)
Biological process (GO): telomere maintenance via telomere lengthening
Molecular function (GO): protein homodimerization activity; double-stranded telomeric DNA binding
Source: RefSeq, a predicted model, not a curated record
CUCGCAAGCCCUACGCCUGCGCCCUACCCCUAAGCCCUUAUUUCUGCUCUUGGAAGUCAACGCCCUAUACAAAACGAUUUGACUGGUCCUAACAUGGUGAACACACGCGGCGUACGGCCGUCUAUCGAUGGGCAGGAUUCUUCUGAGCUUCCUCCAACUCCUGUUCCCAAGGAUGAGGGUCUCAAUGAUUUCACAGUGUCUCCGAAAAUGUCUCGGCCCCUCGACGAAGAUGACGGCGCCCUCUCUCCUCGAGCCUCCAAGAAGCCGCGCCUCGAGUCUGAAUCAGGAGACCUUUCACUUCCACCACACCCUCCAACACUCAUGGAUCAGGGUCCAGGCAAUCAAAUUGAGGAAGAAUUAGCUUCAGCCCUAGGCCCGAGUGUAGUCGACACAGUGGAGCGUCAAGAUAUCAAGCCUAGCCCCAUCGAAACACCUGUCGAAAGCGCGGGUGCACCAGAACCCAACCAGGACAUUGACACCGAUAUAGCCACAGUAAUCUCGAGCAUUAUGAACCAUGCUGAACGUGUUGAAGAACAGUGUGUCAUUGGGCAACAACAGUUAGCGGACACCUCUGGCCAGUCGGCCCCAAAAGGAAUGGUGUUUGUGAAAGCAAAUUCUCAUCUAAAGAUUCAAAGUUUGCCCAUCCUUGACAACCUGUCUACUCAAAUCCUGUCUUUGCUAGCAAAAUCUACUUACCAGGAUAUCACCUCGUUUGUCUCUGAACCAGAUUCCGAGAAUGGACAAGCAUAUGCCACCAUGCGAUCACUUUUCGACCACACAAAGAAGGUGUAUUCGACCAAGAAAUCGUUUCUCUCUGCUACCGAACUUGAGCUCGCAGAACCCUCUCAAGUCGACAUCAUCAGAAAGGCCAACCUCGCCUCCUUCGUCUCCAGUAUCUUUGGAACACAGGAGAUUGGGUUCUCCGAGCUGAAUGAUAAUUUUCUCGAUGUCUUUGUUCCAGAAGGGGGUCGUUUGCUCAAGGUACAAGGAGCUCUGUUCCUCGAGCUGAAAACGCAGGCGUUUAUUGCCUCGAUGAACAACACGGAACGAUCACGGACUGAGCUGCUGUACGAUUUAUUCCCCGAUGACUUGGAUAUGCGUCUACUUGAAAAGCGUCCAGGAACUCGUCAGCUCGCCCCGAGUGAAACUGAUUUUGUGAAUCGCGCUAAAUCACGCCGUGACAUUCUUCUUAACGACAUCAACAAUGAAGAAAUGAUGAAGGCCUUACCGGACAAGUAUCAUUGGGAAGAUUUUCUCAGAGAUCUAAGUUCGUAUGUCACAAAGAACUUUGAUACCAUCAGUAAUCAACAGGUUCGAAACCCCGAUUCCCUGAAUGAGAGCAGCUCACAUGCUGACCCAUUUCAGGCGAAGAAGAUAACCAAAGGACGGCAGCCAUCCUCUUCGAGCGGAGACACGCAAGAGCCAAACAAUGCACCCCUUCAAGGCCAAUUUCCGGUUGCCUCUCAGCCCCCUGACGUUCCUGUUGACAGAAAUAUGCACGGAGAUCUCGUUGCUCGCGCCGCUCGUGCAGCACAAAUUGCACUGCAGGGCCAUGGGCUGAGGCGUUCUCAACAGCAGUCACAGCAGUCACAGCAGCAGUUACAACAACAACACAGCCAUCAACAGCAACCUCAACAACCUCAACAACAAGCCCAACAGCAGCUACAACAUUCAAUUCAGCAGCCCACACAACCACAGCAGCAACAUGUACCUCAUCACACCGCCCAACAAGGUGCGCAAAUUUAUCAUGGCUAUGUUCCUGCGCAACCAAGUGGUCAGCUCCCACCCCAGCAGAACCCUCAUCAUCAACAGUAUCAGCCAAGUCCCACACCGCCAGGGUACCAACCACAGCCUACGCAACCUACCUUUCAGCAAGGACAAAUUCAAGCGAAUUUCCAACAAUAUAACCAUGGCACACCGAUGUCAAUGCCUGGAAGACCAAACUCUGCAGCCGCCAAUCAUGGUUACAUGCCUGGCAUCCCUCAUUAUUCUCAGUCCCAGCCGACUCAAGUCCUCUACGAGCGGGCUCGUAUGGCCGCAUCAGCAAAGUCAUCCCCAAGCAGCCGUAAGUCGGGCUUACCGAGCCAGCGUAGGCCGUGGACAACAGAAGAGGAGAAUGCACUGAUGGCUGGCCUUGAUCGUGUCAAGGGUCCCCACUGGAGUCAGAUUCUAGCCAUGUUUGGCCCUGGGGGUACCAUUAGCGAAGCACUGAAAGAUAGGAAUCAGGUUCAGCUCAAAGACAAGGCGCGCAACUUGAAACUAUUCUUCCUUAAGAGUGGAAUCGAAGUUCCCUACUACCUGAAAUUCGUUACCGGUGAAUUGAAAACCCGUGCACCCGCCCAGGCUGCUAAGCGUGAAGCACGAGAGCGGCAGAAGAAGCAGGGUGAAGAAGACAAAGCCCAUGUUGAAGGAAUUAAAGGUAUGAUGGCCUUAGCCGGCGCACAUCCUCAGCCAGUUGCUUUAGGACACGGCCAUGAUGGCAUGUCAGCAUCUCCCAGCUUGCCACCUGAUGCUGGCGCCCAUGCAACGUUCGAUCAAACCGCAGAGCAGAACUUGAUGCAAACUCUUGGUCAGGAAGUGCAUGGAGAUCAGUUUGGACAGCACCAGCAUCAUCAGCAUCAUCAGCACCAACACCAGCAUCACCAGCAUCACCAGCAUCAUCAGGAUCCUGUUGAUCCAAACAUGCACCUUGCGCAGUAGCUUGAAUCCCCUUCCCCUUUGUUUCUCGAUCUUGAAAAUUUCUUUCCUCCAUUUGUCGUCCGCACACAGUCCUUUUUCCAUCUUUUUUCUUUCUUUUUCUGUAACUGUAUGCGACGAAAAGUCUGUUCUGCUUUUCGAAUAUUGUUCUUGCCUUGGUGGGGAGAUUACUAGCGGGUUGGCUUUCACAAUAUGGGAUCGAUAUGGGAUAUUCUGUAACAGUAAACAGGUGAUUUACGAUUAGGCAGAGGCGAUUGGAAUCAUGGAUGUACUUUUAUGAAAUAAUAGCAAAGAACAAUGUUACAUGAAUUAGUUAAAUUCUACG